AUGUCAUUAAAUUUAAAUUUGACAAUAGAUCAAUAUAACUAUUUAAAUAUCAAUAGUGAAUUGUUGGCGAAAUUCAAUUUGAUAUGUGAUCAGUUAUAUUCAGAUGAUAAUGAAACUAAAUUGAUUGGUUUAGCUUCACUGAGGACUAUUAUAUCAGAACCAUUACCACCGAUAGAAUUGAUUAUUAGUCAUGGUUUCAUUCAAAAGUUUAUAGGAGUACUCAAUGUUAAGGAUCCAUUAUUUUUAAGAGAACUAUGUUAUGUCAUACAAGGUAUAGCUAUAUUUGGAAAACAACAAAUAGUAGCUACCUCUGGUGCAAUCGAUAUAUUGAAAAUAAUAUUCCAGCAAACCACUUUGGAUAAUUCUGAAAAUGUCAGAGUAAAAGAUGUGGCUGUCCAAUCAAUGGGUCAGAUUGCUAUUAAUAAAAGAGAGUUGGUUUUGGAAUCAAAUCUAUUUCCUCUGCUAUUGGAUCAAUUGAAUAGUACUCCAGAAAAAAACUUUGAAACAACCGGCAAUAUGGACACUCACAACACUUUGUUAUAUCUUCAAAGUUUGCAAUCUUUGAAACAAUCGAUUUUGUGGGCACUUACAACGCUUAGCAUUGGCCAGCCGAAACCAUCGAAUCAAAAUAUAGUAGAUACAGUCGUUUCGAUCAAUCAUUUUCUUCAACAAAAGCAGCAAACCGAUGAAUAUUCGCUGAGUCUCGCACUCUGGACUGUAGCAAACCUCUCGAACAAUGCCGACCAAGAGCAAAUCGAUUUGAUCAUAAAGUCAGGAAUUGCACCUCAAAUACUACAUUAUCUGAAUAUCAAUGAAUGGAUAUAUACUACAGUCAAAGCAGCGUUGAUUUCCUUUGCAAAUCUAGUAUCGGGUUCUGAAAAAUCGACGCUAUACAUGAUCGGUUUGAAUUCUUUGCCGCUGAUAUUGAGAAUUCUUGACAGUCAAAACGAGGAGCUAGUUGUAGAAGCGAUUUGGUCGAUUACCAAUAUAUUCGGAAGUAGAUCGGCCAAUCUAAUACAGAUGGUAAUAGAUGCAGCAUUCCUACCAAAGUUUGUUGAAAUUAUGAUCAGUUCUCCAAGCAAAAAAAUCAGAAAUCAACUACUCAAUUGUUAUUUGACGUUCACCACCGACACAGCAACGCAGAUGCAAAUCGACUAUUUCAUGGUGAAUCACCAUUGUUUCUGGUAUCUUUGUCAAUUCGUUGUGGCAGAUCCACGUACCCUAAGAAACGAUCAAAUGGAUGUAACAUUAGAGAUUCUAACAAACAUUUUAAACAAACAAUUAUAUGAUAAAAACAAUAAGAUUAUCAAUAAUAAUAAUAAUAGUAGUAAUAACAAUUAUGUGAUGAUGUUAAAACAACUGAAUAUGUUAAAGAAAUUGGAAGGUGUGACUAUUAAUUAUUCAACAAAAAACACGACAAAAUUAAUAGAGGAUCUGUCAUAUACAAUAAAUAAUGAUACAGAUUCCGAAGAAGAUGAAGAUAUCAGAGCUGAUUUAUCAGAAGAUUCAAUUUUUGGUGUCGAGAGUCAGAGUUCAUAUGAUGAAGCUUAUUUUAAUGCAGAGGUUGAAGAAGACGAAGUUAGUGAAGAUUCUAUCAGUGAAGAAGAUAAUGCAGAGUUGUUGGCUAAGCUCAAUGGUUUACUUGAUAAGUUAAUCUCAACGGACGAAAAUGAGAUCUUAGAGGGUUGUGUUGCAUUAAGAAAAAUGGUAUCUUCAGCUGAUACACCACCAAUUGAUGCUGUUGUUAAUGCUGGAUUCGUUCCAAUGGUGUUGGCUAUACUCAGAGAUCAAGAUAAUCCACAGACUCAAACAGAGGCAUGUUGGAUUAUCACCAAUAUUGUAUCGGGAACAUCAAGUAAUGUCAAUACGGUCAUAGAGUUGGGUGGUCUCAACAUUUUGAAUUCUCUACUGGAUCAUCGUGAUCCUAGACUGCGAGAACAAGUGAUUUGGGCAAUUGGAAACAUUGCUGGUGAUUGUGCUUCACACAGAGAUCUUGUUCUACAAUCGAAUGUAUUGCCGCUGCUGCUGGGUGCGCUCGACAACUGUAAUCUCGCCAUGAAACGACUGCUGGUAUGGACAAUCAGUAACUUGUGUCGUGGCAAACCAAAGCCAGACUCUUACUACAUGGAACCGAUACUUCCCCAAAUGAAAGAAGUGAUUACAUACGAGACUGACCAAGCCACUCUGAUCGAUGCGCUCUGGGCACUGAGCUAUAUGUCUGACACUGCCAACGAAGAUAUUCAUACGAUUAUAAAAUCUGGAAUAGUACCUCAACUCGUUAGAUAUUUAGAUAGCAAUCAGUUGCAGCUGGUGAUUCCAGCAUUGCGUGCCUAUGGAAAUUUGGUGACAGGCGACGACAAAUCAACACUUUACAUGGUUAGUUUGAAGACUCUACCGAUUUUACUCAAACUGCUGGACAGUCCAGACAAUGACGUCCUGAAGGAAACUGUUUGGACAAUAUCGAAUAUCGUUGCCUGCCCAGCAAACAUCAUUCAACUGUGUGUGGAAGCCAUGAUUUUCCCAAAGUUGGUCAGCAUUUUCGAUAGUGUAGAUUCACAGGUUCGAAGAGAAAUCCUAUGGUGUUACUCCAACAUUGUUGAUGGUGGUGAUGCAGAACAAAUCGACUAUUUGAUGCUGAAUCUAAGGUGCUAUCGUGUGAUUUGCAAAAAAUUUGAGGAAGUUCACGACAAUUUAUUGGAGGCAGAAAUAUCAUUGGUUAUUUCAUCACUCGAAAAUGUUUUCAAACACUCAAACAAAUCAAAAGAGUAUCUAUCGAUUUUAGCGGAAUAUAACAUUGCCAAUGUACUGCUUCAUAUAUCCGAUGGUGAGAUCGACGAGCAACUUUACGAAAAGGUUGAGGUAUUCAGAAAAUUCAUUUCUAAAAAAUAA
Molecule: messenger RNA, 2889 nt
Organism: Heterostelium album PN500
Lineage: Eukaryota; Evosea; Eumycetozoa; Acytosteliales; Acytosteliaceae
Product: ATIMPALPHA3/MOS6; protein transporter
Exons: 4
Coding region: 1-2889 (962 amino acids)
Biological process (GO): NLS-bearing protein import into nucleus
Cellular component (GO): nucleus
Molecular function (GO): nuclear import signal receptor activity; protein binding
Source: RefSeq, a predicted model, not a curated record